AUGGCCUCUAAGGGGAAAAAGACACGUGGUGUUACAAAGGGGAUAGGAACUCAUGAUAUUGUCACUGCUUCUAAUGAGAGGAUUCUGAUUCAGAUGAAUGACGAUCAAAAGCUCCCAAAUGGUGUCCAAGCUAAUUCUAGGUUUGUUUCAGAAAUUGGGUCUCAAACACGUUCCUUAGCCCCACUUCAUGUCAAAACCUGGAAGGAGGUUACACUAGAAGUUAAAGACGAAAUCAAAAAGGGGUUGUUGCAUAAAUUUGAUGUCAAUUUCAAAGAACCUGGCAUUGCAAAAUUUGUUGAAGACAAGAUGAAUAACACAUUCAGAUCAUGGAAGGGAAAAUUGCACAAGCACUUCAAAAAAUAUGCUGAUGACAUUGAUUUUGCAAGGGCUCACCCCCCUACUGAGAAAGUGUUUGGUGACAGGGACAUAAGUGAUUGGGAGUGGUUGUGUGAUAAUUUGUACACGGAUCAAGCGUAUCAGAACCGUUGUAGGAUCAAUACUAUUAAUAGGAACAAGAAAAUUUAUAAUCACUGUGGUGGUUCACGCCCUUUCACAAAACAUAUGGAAGCCGAAGAACAGAAGGGUAAAAACGUGACCUUUAUUGAGAAUUGGAGUCUCAUGCAUCAACAUAGAGGCAACAAUGGUGGUGUUUGGAUCAAUGAAGAAGCAGAGAAGACAGGGAAAAAUUUGAUUGUAGAGUUGAUCAAAACCAAGCAACAGAUGGCCGAUUCUGAGGGUACCCCACUUGAAGAUGUUAUAGUGCCUAUCCCAAUGCAAUUAGAUAUCUUGGCUAAAGAGCUCGAGACUAUGAAGGGUAAGACCAUUCGAGGUGUGGGUUAUGGUCUUAGAAAAGACACAUUCUGUCUUUCAGUCCCUGCAUCCACUUCAAACCCAACAAAUGCUCAACUUAUGAGGUACAUUGUUUUAUUAGAAGAGCGACUUGCUUCGCUUGAGGGUGAGAGACAACCUUCUACACAUGAUGUGGAUGAAGAGGGAGUCGAGAAUGGUAAUGUGGAUGAGGAGAAUGAUGAGGAUGUGGAGAAUGAUGAGGAUGAGGAUUUGGACGUGCUUUAG
Molecule: messenger RNA, 1074 nt
Organism: Rosa chinensis
Lineage: Eukaryota; Viridiplantae; Streptophyta; Magnoliopsida; Rosales; Rosaceae
Exons: 5
Coding region: 1-1074 (357 amino acids)
Source: RefSeq, a predicted model, not a curated record